UGCGCCUGCGCGCCUCGGCCAGCGCAAGGACCCGUAUUUAAAGGGACAGGCGUUACCACCGUGCCAGCCGUCGUGGGCUCGCCGGCCGCCUGUGGGGGCGCCUGGACGGGAGGCUUGAGCCCAAGUGCUCUUCAAGGAUGGCCCCUUGAAGAGGUCGGGAAGGCAGGAGAUGGAUGUUUAACAGCCUGGGGAGUGUUUGAUUAGUCAGCAUAGACUGAAUGAAGUUCUGGCCUUUGAGAAACCAGAAGCCUAGCUUCUCCUGUCUUUUGUCUCCCACCCUUUUGUGCAGCUAUAUGACUUUGGUUUUCAAAAUCCUCUUCUCACAAAACCUCCGUGCAUUUGGCAGGAAAAAGCUGUGUCUUUUCCGAGAGCAGAAUCACUGGCCUGACAUAAGACAAUUCAGCCAGUGGUCAGAAACUGCUCUGCUCCUGGGGCAUUCCCUUCUCCAGAGAAGAAAGCCUGUUCUGUCAUUCCAAGGAGGCCAUUUGAGACCACGUGCCACCCGCCUUGUUUUCUUGCCAGGCUUGCAUGUGGGACUCUGUAGUGGCCCCUGUGAGAUGGCCGAGCAACGAUUCUGUGUGGACUACGCCAAGCGUGGCACAGCUGGCUGCAAAAAAUGCAAGGAAAAGAUUGUCAAGGGCGUAUGCCGAAUUGGCAAAGUGGUGCCCAAUCCUUUCUCUGAGUCCGGCGGUGAUAUGAAAGAGUGGUACCACAUUAAAUGCAUGUUUGAGAAACUGGAACGGGCUCGGGCCACUACAAAAAAAAUAGAAGACCUCACAGAGCUGGAAGGCUGGGAAGAGCUGGAGGACAACGAAAAGGAACAGAUAACCCAACACAUUACAGAUCUGUCUUCAAAGGCAACAGGCACACCAAAGAAGAAAGCUGUAGUCCAGGCUAAGUUGACAACCACUGGCCAAGUAGCCUCCCCAGCGAAAGGCGCUGCAGUUACCACCAACACCAACCCCCGGAAAUUCUCAGGCUUCUCAGCUAAGCCCAACAACUCUGAGCAAGUCCCCUCAAACCCUGCCCCUCAGACAAGCCUGUCCUCAAGCAGAUGCGACCCCAAGCACAAAGAUUGUUUGUUACGGGAGUUUCGGAAGCUGUGUGCCAUGGUGGCUGACAACCCUAGCUACAACACAAAGACCCAGAUCAUCCAGGACUUCUUGCGGAAAGGCUCAGCAGGAGAUGGCUUCCACGGGGAUGUGUACCUCACAGUGAAGCUGCUGCUACCUGGUGUCAUCAAGAGUGUUUACAACUUGAAUGAUAAGCAGAUUGUGAAGCUUUUCAGCCGCAUUUUUAACUGCAACCCAGAUGAUAUGGCCCGGGACCUAGAACAGGGUGACGUGUCAGAGACAAUCAGAGUCUUCUUUGAGCAGAGCAAGUCUUUCCCCCCAGCUUCCAAGAGCCUUCUCACCAUCCAGGAAGUGGAUGAAUUCCUCUUGCUGCUCUCCAAGCUCACCAAGGAGGAUGAGCAGCAGCAGGCCCUGCAGGAUAUCGCCUCCAGGUGCACAGGUAAUGACCUCAAGUGUAUCAUCAGGCUGAUCAAACAUGAUCUGAAGAUGAACUCAGGUGCAAAACAUGUGCUAGAUGCCCUCGAUCCCAAUGCCUAUGAAGCCUUCAAAGCCUCACGCAAUCUGCAGGAUGUGGUGGAGCGGGUCCUGCGCAAUGAGCAGGAGGUGGAGAAGGAGCCAGGCCGGAAACGGACCCUGAGUGUCCAGGCCUCGCUGAUGACACCUGUGCAGCCCAUGCUGGCUGAGGCCUGCAAGUCCAUCGAAUAUGCAAUGAAGAAAUGUCCCAAUGGCAUGUUCUCUGAGAUCAAGUACGACGGGGAGCGAGUCCAAGUUCAUAAGAAUGGGGACCACUUCAGCUAUUUCAGCCGCAGUCUCAAGCCUGUCCUGCCUCACAAGGUGGCCCACUUCAAGGACUACAUCCCCUUGGCCUUUCCUGGGGGCCAUAGCAUGAUCUUGGACUCAGAGGUGCUCCUCAUUGACAACCAAACAGGCAAACCACUACCCUUUGGGACUCUGGGAGUGCACAAGAAAGCUGCCUUCCAAGAUGCUAAUGUCUGCCUGUUUGUUUUUGACUGUAUCUAUUUUAAUGAUGUCAGCUUGAUGGACAGGCCUCUCUGUGAGCGGCGGAAGUUUCUUCAUGACAACAUGGUUGAAAUUCCUAACCGGAUCAUGUUCUCAGAAAUGAAGCGAGUCACAAAAGCCUCUGACUUGGCGGACAUGAUCAACCGGGUGAUCCGGGAGGGGCUGGAGGGGCUAGUGCUGAAGGAUGUGAAGGGUACAUAUGAGCCUGGAAAGCGGCACUGGCUGAAAGUGAAGAAAGACUACUUGAAUGAGGGGGCCAUGGCUGACACAGCUGAUCUAGUGGUGCUUGGGGCCUUCUACGGGCAGGGAAGCAAAGGUGGCAUGAUGUCCAUCUUCCUCAUGGGCUGCUACGACCCUAGCAGCCAGAAGUGGUGCACUGUCACCAAGUGUGCAGGAGGCCAUGAUGAUGCCACACUUGCCCGCCUGCAGAAGGAGCUGGACAUGGUGAAGAUCAGCAAGGAUCCCAGCAAAAUACCCAGCUGGCUGAAGAUCAACAAGAUCUACUAUCCUGACUUCAUCGUUCCAGACCCAAAGAAAGCUGCCGUGUGGGAGAUCACAGGGGCGGAAUUCUCCAAAUCUGAGGCUCACACAGCAGAUGGGAUCUCCAUCCGAUUCCCUCGCUGCACCCGGAUCCGAGAUGACAAGGACUGGAAGUCUGCUACCAACCUCCCCCAACUCAAGGAACUGUAUCAACUGUCCAAGGAGAGGGCAGACUUCACCAUAGUGGCUGGAGAUGAGGGGAGCUCCACUACGGGAGGCAGCAGUGGCGAGAAUGAGGGCACCUCAGGGUCUGCUGGAUCCCACAAGACUCCCAAAGGCUCCCCCAAAAAGCCCUCUGCCAAUGCCAGGAAGGCUGAAGGGAAGCUAAACAACUCCAGCAGCAAAAAUGGCAGCAAGCCCGCUACGAAGCCUUCCCCUGUGAAACUGGGAGCAAAUCCAUCCCUAAAGUCUUCUCCAGUGAAAAUAGGGGAGAAGAGGAAAGCUACCGACGAGACCCCAUGCCAAACAAAGGUGAAGAGGCGCCGGGCCAGCCAGCAGCGAGGAAGGAGAGCUGUGCCAGCAGGCAGGAGAUAGAGCCUGGCCUAACAGGAGAGGCCUGGGGGUCCACCCAGCUGCCAGCCCCAAAUCACAGUAUACAUAAAGCAGAGAAAGCCCAGUCUGGGUGUGGGGUACAGCAGUGUGGGAGCAAGCAGUCCAGCAAGGAGAGGGAGCAUGUGCUGGUGUGGUGGCUGAGGAGCCUUGUUUCUACUUCUUCUCAUCUUUUGCUUUAGCAAGUGAGCGCCUUUUGAAGCCAGGAACUAAGUUAACACUAGCUCUCCCCAGGGAACUGCUAGCACAUAGGCACUGCACUCUCUCUCUCCACACCCCUGCCCAAGACAAGCAUAGCUUUGUGAUGACUCGGGGUCUGAGCCCAGUUCCAGCAGACCAGUGGGAACCUUACCCGUCUCUCUUCCCUUCCCGAAGUCCUUGAACUCAUCCCCAGUGAUGAGCAGGAUUCCCAGGCCCUGAGUCCAGCUAGCAUGUGGAAUGUAUCUCUUAUCUUCAGGGAUGGCACCAAGUCAGGGGCCCUGGGGUCUGAGUGCCACUGGAUAGCUCUUAGAGACAUGCCCCUUUCCCAGGUCCCAAAUGUUGGGGUUCAUCAGUUUUGGGCUACUUGGAGAGACUAGAGGAAGAGGGUAUCGAUGUCUGCGCCUUUUCUCCAGUAAGAGCCCCUGCAUCCUAGCCCCUGGGCGCCCUCCAUCUCCAGCUCCUUUCUAAUCUUCCUGUCCUGUGCUCAUGUGGGGAAGGCCCCCAACAUGAACCCCUACCUGGACCCCUCUGCCUUUGCAGGUGCUGCUGGACAUCUUCACUGGGGUGAGGCUCUAUUUGCCACCCUCCACUCCAGACUUCAGCCGUCUUCGGCGCUACUUUGUCGCAUUUGAUGGGGACUUGGUGCAGGAAUUUGACAUAGCCUCUGCCACACA
Molecule: messenger RNA, 4057 nt
Organism: Perognathus longimembris pacificus (Pacific pocket mouse)
Lineage: Eukaryota; Metazoa; Chordata; Mammalia; Rodentia; Heteromyidae
Gene: Lig3
Product: DNA ligase 3
Exons: 20
Coding region: 219-3167 (982 amino acids)
Biological process (GO): double-strand break repair via alternative nonhomologous end joining; DNA recombination; lagging strand elongation
Cellular component (GO): DNA ligase III-XRCC1 complex
Molecular function (GO): ATP binding; DNA ligase (ATP) activity; zinc ion binding
Source: RefSeq, a predicted model, not a curated record